CCUGCUCCGCUCUCAUCGCCUGCGCGUCCUACGCCUCAACCACGCGAUUCUCAGUCUUCUCUACCUCCAUCGUCUCCCCCAGCCCCAUUUUCUGACACGGACGAUAGCCUAGAUGACAGAGACGCCGUUAGAGAUGCCGAAGACCAAGAGGAGGACGAUGGAGAAGACCUGUUUGGAGAGAAUCUUGAGGUAGAUUACGCUCCGAACGAACUCCUCGAUAGGUAUUCUGACGCCGGCCUAGAUGACGAUGAAGAGGUGGCGGAACUCUCGGCGGCAGACAGAAGAGCAGCUGAGUUAAAAAUGGCGCGUCGUGACAAACUUGAACGUGCUGGAAAACGUGGUUCACGCGCCGCUCAUCGUAGUCGUGCCCCUGCCUUCCUUGGUAGUGAUGAUAUGGAUGAUGAUGGGGAUGUUGAUGAUGAGUUGGGUCUUUCUCGCUUCAAGACUCGAACACGGAGACAAUAUGAUGAGCGACGAGAUCGUGAUGAUCUCGAAGGAGUAGAGGAUGAAUUGCCUCUUGAGCAACUGGGCGACAUCAAAGCCAAAUCUAUCGUUGAAUGGAUUGCAAACGACCGUGUCCGUCGAACAAUUGCAUGGCAUUUCCGUAACUUCUUGAUGAUCCACGUCGACGAACAUGGCUCAUCUGUGUAUGGUGAACGUAUUCGCCAUCUGGGAGAAACGAACGCCGAAUCCCUAGAAGUCUCAUAUCAACAUCUCAUAGACACCAAAGCUAUUUUGGCCUACUUCUUGUCCAACAGCCCUACCGCAAUGCUUGAAAUUUUUGAUGAGGUCGCUCUCAAUGCCAUCCUUGUCUACUACCCUUCUUACAAACGUAUCCAUUCCGAAGUACACGUUCGAAUAUCCGAUUUACCCACCACCUCCUCCUUGCGAGAUCUGCGUCGAGCAGAUCUCAACAACCUCGUUCGGGUGACUGGUGUUGUUACGCGGCGAACGGGUGUCUUCCCCCAACUGAAAUAUGUUAAAUUUGAUUGCAAGAAGUGCGGAGCAGUUCUUGGCCCCUUCUAUCAAGAUGCCACGAAGGAAGUCAAAAUCAGCUAUUGCGCUAAUUGCGAAAGCAAGGGCCCUUUCCCAGUAAAUUCGGAACAGACGGUAUACAGGAAUUUCCAAAAGAUGACAUUGCAAGAGUCUCCUGGAUCAGUUCCUGCGGGUCGUUUGCCCAGACAUCGGGAAGUCAUCCUGCUUUGGGAUCUGAUUGAUAGUGCGAAGCCAGGCGAAGAAGUGGAAGUAACUGGCGUCUACCGCAACAAUUUCGAUGCCUCUCUCAAUGCCAAGAACGGCUUUCCCGUUUUCUCGACCAUCAUCGAAGCAAAUCAUAUCAACAAGAAGGAAGACCUCUUUGCGGCCUUCCGGUUGACCGAAGACGACGAAAAGGAAAUGCGUAAUCUCGCCCGUGACGAUCGUAUUCGAAAAAGGAUCAUCAAAUCCAUCGCCCCAUCCAUCUACGGCCACGAAGAUAUCAAGACCGCCAUUGCCCUUUCACUCUUUGGUGGAGUGUCCAAGGACAUCAAUCACAAGCAUCGCAUUCGUGGAGAUAUCAACGUCCUUCUUCUAGGAGACCCUGGAACAGCCAAAUCUCAAUUUCUCAAAUAUGUUGAAAAGACUGCUCACAGAUCGGUCUUCGCAACUGGGCAAGGUGCAUCAGCGGUCGGUCUCACUGCCAGCGUCCGCAAGGAUCCCAUCACGCGAGAGUGGACGCUAGAGGGUGGCGCACUAGUUCUCGCAGAUAAAGGCACCUGCCUUAUCGACGAAUUCGACAAGAUGAACGACGCUGACCGAACAUCUAUCCACGAGGCCAUGGAACAACAAUCGAUCUCCAUCUCAAAAGCCGGCAUCGUCACUACUCUCCAAGCGCGGUGUGCGAUUAUCGCUGCUGCCAAUCCCAUUCGUGGCCGAUAUAACCCCCUGAUACCCUUCUCGCAGAACGUGGAACUAACGGAACCAAUUUUGUCUCGUUUUGAUGUUCUUUGCGUCGUGAAAGACAAUGUGGACCCGGUUAUGGAUGAAUUACUGGCUAGAUUCGUUGUGGGCAGUCAUUUACGGAGUCACCCCAAAUUUGAGGCGGAAACUGAUGAGAUGGAUGUCGGGACGACGUUAGACGCUGAUAUUAUACCGCAAGAUGUAUUGCGCAAGUACAUCAUGUACGCCAGGGAAAAGAUCCGGCCCAAGCUGUUUGACCUCGAUCAAGAAAAGCUAGCGCGGCUCUUUGCUGACCUACGUCGCGAGUCGAUGGCGACUGGGUCGUAUCCUAUUACCGUUCGACACUUGGAGAGCAUGAUUCGCAUGGCUGAAGCCAGCGCGAAGAUGGCGUUGCGCGAGUAUGUUCGCGCUGAUGACAUUGACCUUGCCAUUGAGGUCGCGGUUGGAAGCUUUGUCAGUGCACAAAAGAGUAGCAUUAAGAAGACUUUGCAAAGGGGAUUCCGGAAAUACCUUACGCAAUCUAAAGACCACGAAGAACUACUAGCAUUCUUGCUUGGUGGGAUGGUGAAAGAUCAAGCACGGCUCUAUCAGUUGCGGCGUCAUGAACAGCCGGAGAAAGUCACGAUUAAGGUUUCUGAGCUGGAAGAAAGAGCAAAGGGACACGACAUCUUUGACAUUACGCCCUUCCUCCGCUCUAAGCUGUUUACCACCAAUGGGUAC
Molecule: messenger RNA, 2658 nt
Organism: Laccaria bicolor S238N-H82
Lineage: Eukaryota; Fungi; Basidiomycota; Agaricomycetes; Agaricales; Hydnangiaceae
Exons: 9
Biological process (GO): mitotic DNA replication initiation; DNA replication; double-strand break repair via break-induced replication
Cellular component (GO): MCM complex; nucleus
Molecular function (GO): single-stranded DNA binding; 3'-5' DNA helicase activity; single-stranded DNA helicase activity
Source: RefSeq, a predicted model, not a curated record